UUCGCGGUCCAUUGUCGGAUUUAACGAGACAAUCGCUGCCCGAUGAUACACGCGAGCAAAGGACCACCUAAGUGUACACGCGACCAGCACAACGAGCGCCUCUCGAGACGCUACUGCACGAGCUUUUUUUCGUACAGCUUCACAACUAUACUCGCGGUCGUCGUUUUUGCACCUCUGCGGCCUCCACCAUCGCCAACGUCAAUCACUACAGUAUUUUUUUUAGCGUUUACAGUGUUUUUUUGUGUUGUUUUUGUUUUUUUUCACUCUAAACCCGCAUAAAAGGUACGCCUCUAUUUUCCUACAGUUUCUAAUACUCGUUAAGUUAAGCUGUACGCGCACUCGAAGCGCGAUCAAUUAUUACCUAGUGGUGUCCAAUAAUUGUAGAUUAGCUCCUAUUCGACGUACAUACCCUCGCAAAAAUCGGUAUUGUCGCAUUGUAAUUACACACACGCAAUAUAUACAUAUAUAUGAACUAUCAAAAGGAAAAGGACAUGAAGUCCCUGAGCGGGGGCGACGAGAUACCGAGCGUCGAGGAGGUGAUAAGCUCGAUGCAGAACUUCGGGUGGCCGGAUUACGGGAUAUUCGUGUCGAUGUUGCUGGCGUGCGGCCUGAUCGGCGUGUACUUUGGCUUCGUGAGGCGUUCGAAGGGGGAGGACGAGUACCUCGUGGGCGGGCGCAACAUGAGGACCUUUCCCGUGAGCAUGAGCCUUAUAGCGAGCUUCAUAUCGGGAAUCUCGUUGCUGGGCACCCCGACCGAGAUAUACGUGCACGGCACGAGUUACCUGUGCAUCGGCCUCGGAGUCGUCAUGGUCGGUUUCAUCAUGUCAAACGUCUAUCUGCCCGUUUUCCACGAGCUCAGGCUUACCAGCACCUACGAGUACUUGGAGAGGCGCUUCGACAAGAGGAUCCGCAUACUCGGCUCCGUGCUCUUUGCCAUCGGCAUUAUCACCUGGCUACCGAUCGUCAUCUACGUACCCGCGCUAGCUUUCAAUCAAGUGACUGGCGUGAGCACAAUGCACACCAUACCGUUCGUCUGUAUCGUCUGUAUUUUCUACACGUGCGUGGGAGGACUGCGAGCCGUCGUGGUGGCCGACGUCGUGCAAAUAUUCAUAAUGUUCGGAGCGAUGAUUCUGAUCGUGGUUAAAGGCACCGCGGACGUGGGCGGCUUGUCCGUCGUCAUACGCCGAAACCUAGACUCCGGCAGAUUGGAACUUCCCACCACAGACUGGAGUCCCCUGACGCGCCACACGGUGUGGUCCCUCGUGAUCGGCGGAUGCGUCCAUUGGCUUCAAAUAUCGGCCAUCAAUCAGAACAUGAUUCAAAGGUACCUCUCGCUGCCGACCCUCAAACACGCCAGAAGGGCCCUUUGGUCCUUCAUUUUCGGCACUCUGUCGCUGGUUGGCAUUUGCGGUUACGCCGGUAUGCUGGUCUACGCCUGGUACCACGAGUGCGACCCCCUCACAACGAAACUCGCCAGAGCCAAGGACCAACUGCUGCCCCUACUCAUGAUGAACAUCCUCCAGGACUUUCCAGGCUUACCUGGUCUCUUUGUCGCUGGCGUCUUCAGCGCGGCUCUCAGUUCCCUGUCGACGGGCUUGAACUCGAUGGCCGCGGUGAUCCUCGAGGACUUCAUAAAGCCCUUUCGCUCGAAGCCCUUGGCCCCUAAAAGCGUCGAUCGCCUCAUGAAACUGAGCGUCCUCGUGCUGGGCGUCGUCUGCUCCAGCCUUGUUCUUGUCGUCGAAAAAGCCGGCUCGCACGUGUUACAGCUGUCGUUUAGCCUGAGCGCCAUAACGAGCGGUCCUUCCCUGGGCAUCUUCAGCAUGGGCGUCCUCGUGCCUUGGAUCAACGCCAACGGCGCGCUGAUAGGCGGCUGCUCGGGACUCGCGUUCAUGAGCUGGUUGAGCUUGUCCGCCGAGGCGGCGAUAGCGGCCGGCGUGAUCCGGCACGGCGUCAAGCCGGUGAGCGUCGAGGGAUGCACGUACUCCUUCCAACGGUCCGAGAACCUGCUGCUCCUCGUUCCCCCGGAGACUCUUCUGGACGAACCCGUCGGAGGCGAACCGUGGGCACUGCACCGCUUGAGUUAUCUUUGGUACACGGUAGCGGGAACUCUCGUUACGAUGAGCAUUGGUCUGCUGGUUAGUCUCGUUACUUCCAAUAACGUUGAAAAACUCGACUCGGCACUCGUCGCGCCUUUCGUACGCAAAUACCUUGCCCGUCCGAGCUUGCCGUCUUUUCAAGUUGAGGAGGUAAAAUCAAAGACGGAUCAAGCUGACGUGCCGCCGAAGCACUUCGGUAACAAUACACUUGACAAUGAAGCCACAAAUGCCAUGUCGUCUCUGUGAUCUAAGGUUUCUUUGUUUAUUGUUUUAUCUCAAACGUUUCUGUUUUUUAUUAAUUGUAAUUUUACAUUCUCUUUUUCUUUUUUUUUU
Messenger RNA from Copidosoma floridanum, 2429 nucleotides. RefSeq names its product sodium-coupled monocarboxylate transporter 1. The record is from RefSeq and is a predicted model, not a curated record. NCBI's taxonomy places the organism in Eukaryota, Metazoa, Arthropoda, Insecta, Hymenoptera, Encyrtidae. Gene Ontology annotation, cellular component: membrane. Gene Ontology annotation, biological process: sodium ion transport; transmembrane transport. Gene Ontology annotation, molecular function: symporter activity.